Thrips palmi is the source of this 1331-nucleotide messenger RNA. RefSeq names its product replication factor C subunit 4. Gene Ontology annotation, cellular component: DNA replication factor C complex; nucleus. The record is from RefSeq and is a predicted model, not a curated record. Gene Ontology annotation, biological process: DNA-templated DNA replication; DNA repair. NCBI's taxonomy places the organism in Eukaryota, Metazoa, Arthropoda, Insecta, Thysanoptera, Thripidae. Gene Ontology annotation, molecular function: ATP hydrolysis activity; ATP binding; DNA binding. Bases 97 to 1182 code for a protein of 361 amino acids. The transcript has 7 exons.
UCGCAGCGCUUGUUUGUGGCGCGCUUCGCUUUGCUUUGGCGGCGCGAAGUCUCGUCGCGUUUCCUCAGUCCAUAACCUUUUGUGCGGACUGACAAAAUGCAGAGUUUCCUCAAGACUGGGAAAUUGGGGUCGAGCAGUGGCGCCGGUCCUUCGGGGGAGAAGUCAUCCGCCAAGGGGCAAAAGAGGACCAACAGGCCCACGCCUUGGGUCGAAAAAUACCGGCCCAAGACCGUUGACGAUGUUGUCGAGCAAGGUGAUGUGGUUGCCGUCCUCCGGCAGUGCCUAUCGGGGGCAGAUUUGCCUAACUUGCUCCUCUACGGACCCCCUGGUACUGGUAAGACCAGCACCAUUCUUGCUGCAGCAAGGCAGUUGUUUGGGGACAUUUAUCGUGACAGGAUCCUUGAGCUGAACGCAUCUGAUGAGCGAGGCAUUCAGGUCAUUCGAGAUAAGGUGAAAUCGUUUGCACAGUUAUCGGCUAGCGGAGUGCGUCCUGACGGUAAACCAUGCCCAGCAUUUAAGAUAGUCAUUCUUGAUGAAGCUGAUUCCAUGACUCAUGCUGCCCAAGCUGCCUUACGAAGAACAAUGGAAAAGCAGACUAGAACAACUCGGUUUUGCUUGGUUUGUAAUUAUGUCAGUCGCAUAAUUGAACCACUUACCUCAAGGUGCACAAAAUUUCGCUUCAAGCCUUUAGGUGAAGCUAAGGUGGUUGAAAGACUCCAAUUUAUUUCUGAAGAGGAAAAUGUCCACAUUGAGAAAGAUGCUCUGCAUUCAUUGAUUGAUGCUGCUGGAGGAGAUUUGCGUAGAGCUAUAACUUGUCUACAGUCAUGUGCCCGGCUGAAGGGCAAAGACAGUUCAUCACCAAUCACUGGUGAAGAUGUGGUGGAGGUGAUGGGAAUAGUUCCCAACAGGUGGCUUGAUGGAUUGAUGAGUGUAUGUGAAGAGUAUGAUUACUUCAAGCUUACCAAAUAUGUGGAUGAGUUCAUUAUGGAAGGAUAUUCUGCAGGCCAGUUACUGGAACAACUUCAUCUUAAAAUUGUGUUGUCUCCAACAAUUGGUGACAAACAAAAAGCUAUCAUUUGUGAAAAGCUAGCUGUCUGCAGCCACAGAUUACAACAAGGAGCCAGUGAAUACCUUCAAAUGGCAGAUCUUUGCUGUACCAUUAUGUUGUGCUUGCGACAGUGAGUUAAGUUAACAAGUUCUUUGUGUCCCAAUAUUCAUUUGUAUUCUUUUUAUAUGUUUGUGUUUCUUUCAUGGUGUUAAGUUUUCUCUCUUCUUUGUCCAUUCUGUGAUACUGAGCUGUUUUCAAUUAAAUAAGAGAACUACUUGCACAA